Molecule: messenger RNA, 2242 nt
Organism: Penaeus vannamei (Pacific white shrimp)
Lineage: Eukaryota; Metazoa; Arthropoda; Malacostraca; Decapoda; Penaeidae
Source: RefSeq, a predicted model, not a curated record
GGGCGCCGCAACGCCGACCCACGAGGCCCGAGGCAGGCGACCGCAACCAGCCUAACCGAUGAAAACAAUGGCGUGACUUCCUUCCGAGUCCACCUCGGUACCAGCCACCCCGCCCACGCAAGUUUGACACAUGGGCGUCGCGAUGGGUCGAAGGCGGUGGGCGGUGGUGUCCUUAGGGAUGAUGGUGGGCGGAUAUCUCGCCCUCGCUGCUCUCACACAGCUGGCGAACCUGCCUGAGGGAAAAGCCGCAGCUGGAGGCAGCGAGGAAUACACGCUGCCGUCGUUAGAAGAAGUGAUCCAGUCUGUUCAUGACCUCGAUGUACAACGCGUCCUCAGGAUGUACAGCGCACAACACGAAGAGGUGCCCCCGGGAACACCCCACGUGCGGGUCAUCGUGACCUCCACCUGGCGCAGCGGCUCGACCUUCCUCGCCGAGAUCCUGGCCUCGCACCCCGGGGUCUACUACCACUACGAGCCCCUGAUGCCUUACGGUCUCCAGCAGCUCCACCCACAUGCCGCAGAUUUUGGAGUUAGAGAUUUAGUAAUUUGUGUUGCAUUAGAAGUUUUGAAUACAGUGUGUUUACCCAUUCGCCUUCCUUUAACUACCCAUUCGCCUUUCUUCCAGGACGAGGUCCAGGGCUUGCUGCAGACCAUCCUCAAGUGCGACUACCACAACCUGGACGAGUACCUCAAGUUCGCGUACGUGAACCACGACAUGUUCAUGCGCAACACCCGCCUGUGGUCCAUGUGCAGCGCCAUGCCCAGGACCAAGUGCUACAACCCGGACACCCUGGCGCGCCUGUGCUCGCUCUUCCCCGUGCACGUGAUGAAGGUGGUGAGAGCGAGGCUGGAGCUCCUGGCGCCGCUGCUGCGGGACCCCACCGUCAAGCUGGUGUGGCUGGUGCGUGACCCGCGGGCCGUGAUGAGCUCCCGCGCCAGCAGCGUCACCUGGUGCGACACCCUCGCCUGCAAGGACCCGGGCUACCUGUGUUCGGACCUCUUGCUGGACUACAGAACCUACCGCUUGCUGCAGGAGGAGCGGCCCGACCAGGUGCUGCUGGUGCGCUACGAGGACCUGGCGCGAGACCCCUACGGCAAGAGCCGGGAGGUCCUCGAGUUCGCCGGCCUGACCUUCCACAAGAGGGUGCGGGAGUACCUGGACGACCACCUCACCUCCGACGAGGACGAGCCCUGGAGCACCCGCCACGACCCCAAGACCCGCGUCGGCAGAUGGAUGAAGCUCAUGAAGUUCGACGACGUCGUGAAGACGCAGUACCACUGCAAGGCCAUCAUGAAGAACCUCGGGUACCGGCUGUUCGCCUCGCCCAACGACAUGGACGCCGGCAACGCUGUGGGCCAUCUCAACCUCCCUUGAUCUCGUCGCGACGGGGACGCCCAACAACGAUGCCCGCAACGCUCGCCUUCUGCCCGAGUGCCAGGGACGUGGACAUGCUGAUCGCCGGUACCUUUGGCACGCGUACCCAAGCACCAAAUAUCCCUCAGCACAGAUACCCAUGACGCUUGUAUCCUCAACGGUGAUUUCGUCGUACCCUCAGCACAAAUACCCUUAGGUUUACCAUUACUCGGAGGAGUUCGGGUAGUCUACAAAGGUGCAGCCACUGUCCCGAAGGUAACUGCAGCGAAGUAGCAAGAUAAUGAGAACAGGUGACCCAGUUUAGUGCCUGUCACCGAGCUCAAAGACUCAUUCAGUCCAGCGUGUUCUGGUGCGCGAUAUGCGACGAGGAUUACAUAUCCCAGUCCCGGCUGGAGGAUAAACAGAUUUCGCGAUUUUAAGAAAAGCGGGAAACACAUCCCCUUAAGACUGAAUACUUUAUAUAAUAUAUAUAUAUGUGUGUGGGUGUACGUAUGAGUGUAUGUAUGUAUGGAAAUAUGUGUGUAUGUAUAUUGCAUAAUAUACCAUGAAGAUAUGGAAGAUGUACAUGGGUCAUGUAGCCGCCAAAGAGAAGCAAAGAAAAGAACAAAAUAACAUAUCAGACUGUCUUACUUUCUGUGUAUAAUGUACCGCAUAAGGUCAUUUUGUCUGUGAUACACCGUUUCAUGUAUAUGGUAUAAAUGUCUAUAUUUUUCAUGUGAUAGAGCACCAUUUGAAUACUUUACGGAGAUUUUUGACAUACUUUGGUAGAGGAAAAAGACACAUGCUAGCUAUUUACACAUCUCUUAGACAAAAUGCUUCAUCCAUUUUUUCUUAGAAUGUGUUUGGAAUAAAAUGAUAACUCAGUUG